This is a messenger RNA of Penicillium mononematosum, 270 nucleotides long. RefSeq lists its product as uncharacterized. The coding region runs from base 1 to 270 and encodes 89 amino acids. NCBI's taxonomy places the organism in Eukaryota, Fungi, Ascomycota, Eurotiomycetes, Eurotiales, Aspergillaceae. The record is from RefSeq and is a predicted model, not a curated record. The transcript is spliced from 2 exons.
AUGCCUGAAUAUGCCGUGACCCACCACUCAAAUAGACCUCUGCAUAAUACUCCGUCCCCUUUGGAGGAUUGGUAUCAUUCUCACUGCAAUUCCUAUCAAAAUGAGUCCCAAUCUCGGGAAUUGCCAACUUACAGGUGGGUUCGGGGGCCUCCGUCUCCUGCGGUGGCCACUCGACGUGGAACGACUUAUUACGCGGAAUUAUCCAUUGUGUAUCCGGAAAGUAGUCACCUUCUAGAAAUUCGAUCGAUCAAGAAGUGGGCUGAGUUUUAG